Messenger RNA from Pogona vitticeps (central bearded dragon), 2908 nucleotides. It is a transcript of the gene PFN2, whose product is annotated as profilin 2. Gene Ontology annotation, biological process: actin cytoskeleton organization; regulation of actin filament polymerization; positive regulation of actin filament bundle assembly. The record is from RefSeq and is a predicted model, not a curated record. Gene Ontology annotation, cellular component: cytoplasm. NCBI's taxonomy places the organism in Eukaryota, Metazoa, Chordata, Lepidosauria, Squamata, Agamidae. Gene Ontology annotation, molecular function: actin binding.
GUUAAGAAACGGCCGUCCGUUAACGGCGGCGGAGGGAUUCUCGCAAAAGAAGCCUCCGCGGAAGCGCAGGGAGGGAGUAAGCGGCGGCCGCCCGCACUCUUUGGCUGCCCUUCCCCCCCCAACACCUUCUUUCGCUUCCCCCUCCCCCUCGCGCCGCCUCACGCCGUGUUCGUCGCUCGCGGGCUCGGCGAGGCGCUGCCUAGUGGCCUCGGCUUUGCCUGCCUUGUGGAGAAGCUGCCAUUAAAAAGCGGGCGGGCGGCCAUCGCGGCAGUCGCCGCCGCAAGCGCCUCAGGUGGACCCACCCCCUCGGUCCCCUCCCCCCCGCCUGCCUGCCUUUUCGCUCGGUCUUUUCCUCGCCGCCUUCCCGUCCGUCAGGCAGGCAGAGAAUCCGCCCGCUGUGGGAUUACUCGCUCCUGCCUUUUCCCUUCCUUCCUUCCUCUCAUCCUUCCUUCCUCCCUUCCCUCUCUCUCUCUCUCCCUCCCGCCCGGGUUGCCCUGUCUUGUCGAGUCCCGGCUUCCUUCCCCUCACCCCCCCUUCCACCCGCCAGGCGCAAGCCGAAGAUGGCAGGCUGGCAGAGCUACGUGGAUAACCUGAUGUGCGAUGGUUGCUGCCAGGAGGCCGCCAUUGUCGGCUACUGUGACGCCAAGUACGUCUGGGCAGCGACGGCCGGGGGCAUCUUUCAGAGCAUUACGCCUCUAGAAAUAGAUAUGAUUGUAGGAAAAGACCGCGAAGGUUUCUUCACUAACGGUCUAACUCUUGGUGCAAAGAAGUGCUCUGUGAUCAGAGAUAGCCUCUACGUGGACGGUGACUGUACAAUGGACAUCAGGACAAAGAGCCAAGGUGGCGAGCCAACAUAUAAUGUUGCUGUAGGCAGAGCUGGUCGAGUCUUGGUCUUUGUAAUGGGCAAAGAAGGGGUCCAUGGAGGCGGAUUGAAUAAGAAGGCAUACUCAAUGGCAAAAUACUUGAGAGACUCUGGGUUCUAGUUGCUAGGCAGACUGUUAAGUAUUAGGGAAAAUUGCUAUUAAACUUUCCUGGCAGAAAGCUACAUUGUGGAAACUUUAUUAGCAAUGCAGGGUGAUGGGGUAUGAACCUGUGUCUCCUUUGUAUCCCUCUGUUGGUGGGGAAAGGUGUUAUUCUUUCUUUAAUUCUGUUCAUCCUUGUUUCCUUGUGUACUCCAGCAUUGGUUAUGGUCAUGGGAAAGGGAAGGUGUCCAUGGAGGGACACUAACUAAGAAAGCUAAUGAACUGGCUUUAUACCUGAGGAGGUCUGACGUUUAAGCUGCCUCUCCCCAUCCACAUAGCAGAUGUCUUCAUCACCACCCUUUUGUGUUCACAGUACUACCACCCUAUAGAUGGCAAUUUAUUUACACAUAUUUUCCCUACUGUCAUGACUCCAGUUACCUUUUUGUUUGUAUGUUAAUCACUGUUGUAUCGACAUUCUGUAUCUGGCACCAUCUGUUGCAACACAAAGAUGAUAUGCAUGAUACAUUGAAGCCUUGGGGGAGAAUCAUGCCAAGUCCAGGCUUUGCUUUGUCUUAGCAGUUAAUGUGACAUUGAGAAUUAAACCAGUUUAAAUUAAAAUAAACAAGGUGCCGAUUGUACAAUCCAGAUUGAUCAAUGCCUCUUCAGCACUUUGAGCAUUUACACAGCUCAUUAGUCUUCCUUUUGUAGAGCAUGGUUGGGAGGGAAAAAGUGCAUGCAUAUCUCUAUUUUCCCUUGUCUUCAUCUUCUCUCUCCUCUCUCUUUUUUUUUAAAUUUCAUCUUCUAUCUAUAUAUACAUUUUUUAAAUACAGUGCCUGGUUUGUUUAACCAAUUUGCCGCUUGGAAACUGUUACAAGUGUUGCUCUAGUUUUGUUGUUGCUCUUCUGUGUAGACUUGCAGAACUUCAUGGUGUCUGAAGCACAUCUUGCUUUUAAAAGGGUAACUGCAAAACUAUGAAAAGGUGCCGAUGCACUUCUCCCCUCACCUCACCACAAUCAUUUUGAAUGACUCCCAAGGGACAUUCCAUCACCGCAAUAGCUCAGGCACAUUUCUUUUUUUGUUCUUUUCUUUUUCUUUUGCCAGCUCCUGUUCUGUAGUUAAACUGUAAAAAGGCUGCCAUCAUGGACUAGAUAUCCCAGUGUAACCAUCUGGAGUGAGUCCGGUUUCAUUUUUUCAUAGGACCAAUUUUGAUUUGCAGCUUGGGUUUUACAUGGAAGUGCAUUGUCACUGUCGACAGAACUACCACCUUCAGCUAUACAGGUAGCCUAGACUGACAUUGGUUUGUUAGAACAUUAACUGGGAAAUAAGACAAGCUGCUCCGAUACCAUUGUAUAUUUUCGAAGGCUAGUAGUUAUAAAACAGUCCAAAUAACUACAAUUUCAGAUCUGAUCUUCAUUUGGCCUGUCAUGCCAUUGCUGCAGAAAUUCUGGAGUAAACUGCCUUGUGCACUAGUCAUUUGAAACACAUGUAACCAAAUUGUCAGUUUGAGCACGGUACUAACUUGUAUGUCCAUUUUAAGAGAGAACUGCAGAACUCUGUAUACAAAGAGAAAAUGGAAGAUGAUCUUGGUUGGAAUAACUGAGUUGGCUGUCUUGUGAUAAAUUUUAAUGUGUAUUCUGUGCCAUACUAAUGUUAAAAAAACAGAAUUGUUGCUAUUGUGAGAUGGAUUUUAACUGACAAGAAUGAAUUCUUCUGAAUGGCACUACUCUAGGGACACUAGUAUUUGCUUCUAUUGUUCGGGCCUUGUGGAUAAUGUACAGAUUUUAAAAAAACAAAUUCUUGUUGCUGAUUUGUCCAUUUGAUUUCCCUGCACUUUGUUACAUCUGGGAUACAGUCUAACUCAUCUGAUUUAAUAUGCAUUUCAAAAAAUGCCAUAACUAUUAAACACCUUGUUUACAGACAGAUGAAAUAAAUUUAUUCCAACCAAA